UCCGAGAAUCUUCGCCGAGUAGCACCCGGUUUCCCCAAGAAGACAGAGGCUCCGAGAGCCCUGCUACCCCUACAAGUGACCAGAUCCCCCCCUCACAUCCAAGCCCCCGUCCCUACCAUGGCGCCGGCGCCCUUCCGCCCUUCCCUCCACCCUACCCAGCUUUAUCUGGCUAUGAUGACUCGUGAAAACUACAACUUCCAGAGUUCUCUCCGCUCCAUGAGUCAGGUGGUUCGGAUCAGAUGACAGCCGGCCCCGCCCUCACACAAAGUCCUCGGAGUCCACCGAGUCCCUAACAUUCUGAAGCGCACCUGGCGGGAGAUUGCUGCUCUCAGUGAGGUCUGUCCACCGAGCUUCGGAGGCUGUCAGUUCCGAGAAGUCAAAGAGCAUGAUGAGAAGCUGGCUGCUUAUUCUGACCCUUUUCCUCUUGAAGUUCAUAGAGAAAUGUGAGUCAACUGUCAGUCUCACUGCUCCUCCCACUGUGAAGCUGGAAAAUGGCAGUUCAACCAACGUCAGCAUCAGCCUUGGGCAACCAUUGAACUCAACCUUGGUGAUCACUUUUGAAAUCACAUUUCAUUCAAAAAAUCUUACUAUUCUGGAGCUUCCUGAUGAAGUUAUAGUGCCUCUCGGACAGAAGAAUGCCUCUUUCCAAGUGACUUCUCAAAAUGUUGGGCAAGUGACUGUUUAUCUACACGGAAAUCAUUCCAACCAGACCUGCCCCAGGAUUCGGUUCUUGGUGAUACACAGCAGAAUCAUUAGCAUCAUAAACCAGGUGAUUGGCUGGAUCUACUUCCUGGCCUGGUCCGUCUCCUUCUACCCACAGGUGAUCCAGAACUGGAGGCGGAAAAGUGUCGUUGGUCUCAGCUUUGACUUCUUAGCCCUGAACUUGACAGGCUUUGUGGCCUACAGCGUCUUCAACAUUGGUCUUCUGUGGGUGCCCUACAUCCAGGAGCAGUUUCUCCUCAAAUAUCCCAACGGUGUGAACCCUGUCGACAUCAAUGACGUCUUCUUCAGCCUGCAUGCAGUCGCCCUCACCCUGAUUGUCAUCCUGCAGUGCUGCCUGUAUGAGCGGGGCGACCAGCACGUGUCAUGGCCCUCCGUAGGUUUCCUGGUGCUCGCGUGGCUCUUUGUGUUAGUCACCAUGAUUGUGGCUGCAGUCGGUGUGACCACAUGGCUACAGUUCCUCUUCUGUUUCUCCUACAUCAAGCUCGCCGUCACGCUGAUCAAGUAUUUUCCCCAGGCCUACAUGAACUUUUACUACAAAAGCACCGAGGGCUGGAGCAUUGGCGGUGUACUCCUGGACUUCACAGGGGGCAGCUUUAGCCUCCUCCAGAUGUUCCUCCAGUCUUACAAUAACGACCAAUGGACGUUGAUCUUCGGUGACCCAACCAAGUUCGGACUUGGCGUCUUCACCAUCUUCUUUGAUGUUGUCUUCUUCAUCCAGCACUUCUGUUUGUACAGAAAGAAACCAGGGCUUCAAGCAGUACACACAGGUCCUGACAGCCAUCCCAGACAGAACUGGGCACCAAGUUUGCAGCCGAUGGCCUUGCCCCAAACCGCCAGUGUUUCUGAGAGCAGCUUGAAUGGCUAACUUUGCAGCUGUGAGGGCCAAGGGUGCUCCCAACACUUCGUUCACAGGGACCAAGCAGUCAGGUGUGCUGUGGCCAAUGGACUCAAAGGUGCUGAUGCUGGUGGCGGAGGGGAGAGGACCAUGGGGUGAGGUUCUGGGGUCCUUUCUCUGGAAGCCACAUUUCUGAUACUGCUCCAGGAACUGCAGAGCAUCUGGCCCAGGCCAGUGCCUGGUAAAGUGUAUUUCUGAUCCCAGAGGUGCCUGCCAGAUCAGUGUGAAGUGGACCCAUACCUACUGCCCUCUGGAUCGAGUAACAUACAAAGACAAGUACCACAGUAAUUUUGAUUUUUUUUAACCUCUGAGGGAUACUUUGAAAUGGCUUGUUUUCUUUUGCCAUCUUUCUUAUUUCCACUUUCUGAGAGUCAGAUGGAGCCCCAUCUGAGUACUCCACCCACACUGCUCCUAACCUUACACCCAUGGAGCAGGCACCCAGUACCAGCCUGUGCCUUAAGAGUCAAUCAAGCAGUAAGAGUAGCUCCCCUGGAGGGGAGGGGAGGAAAGCCCCCGCCCCAAACUAGAACUCCAAUUUCUUAGCUGUUGAGCCUCAGAAGACCAGGAGCUCACAUCCUGUGAUGCUUAUAAGCCCCACCCUGAUCCCAAACCUCCUUCCUUCUCGUCCCAACUUGUCCUUCUUAUGCCAGAUGGAGAAGGAAGCAGGGUGUGCCUCAAGUUUACCAAACUGCUCUUUUUGCUUUCUACAAGACUAAUAUUGAGGGGCCCUUGAAUUUCUCAUUCUUGUAUAUUUUUCUUGUCUGGUUUCAUUUUGGUGGAGCAUAUGUCCUUAAUUAAAAGGUGGCUUGUUUACUAUCUGUACACUUGGAACACUGACUAGAUGCAGAAGGCGGUUAUACUGACCGUUGGAACCAAGUCCUUGGGGCUUGGAGGACCUUGCUUAUAUGAAGAAAUGCAUAGGGUUGUGGAGUACACUGACAUGAGGUGGCUGCAUGUUGACCCACACUGGAUCAAAGACACCUUCUCAGGUUCAAGAUGCCUGUCCAUCCAGAGCCAGGUAGGUUUGUUUCAGUGUCUUAUCUGCCAUUACCAAGGUCCCAUCAGCAUGUUCAGGCUGUGAAUGUGAGCAGGGGUUGGAAAGUUCAGGGUAGGGCAUGAAGCAGGGGUGGUGAAGACCUUACUCUGUAGACUGAAACAUCUCUAAAGUCCUGUGCCCUAGAGUCAGGCUUGCAGCCUUGUCAAGCUCAUAGCUCACCUACUGGCGUCUCUUUUUCUUUUUUUAAUAAAAUGUGCUAUUGGGCGGGA
Mesocricetus auratus (golden hamster) is the source of this 2884-nucleotide messenger RNA. RefSeq names its product cystinosin, lysosomal cystine transporter (gene Ctns). Lineage: Eukaryota; Metazoa; Chordata; Mammalia; Rodentia; Cricetidae. Bases 386 to 1588 code for a protein of 400 amino acids. Gene Ontology annotation, biological process: L-cystine transport. Gene Ontology annotation, cellular component: lysosomal membrane. Gene Ontology annotation, molecular function: L-cystine transmembrane transporter activity. The record is from RefSeq and is a predicted model, not a curated record. The transcript has 12 exons.